Diachasma alloeum is the source of this 1915-nucleotide messenger RNA. Its product is annotated as cytochrome b5-related protein. Gene Ontology annotation, cellular component: mitochondrion. The record is from RefSeq and is a predicted model, not a curated record. The transcript is spliced from 5 exons. The coding region runs from base 187 to 1473 and encodes 428 amino acids. NCBI's taxonomy places the organism in Eukaryota, Metazoa, Arthropoda, Insecta, Hymenoptera, Braconidae. Gene Ontology annotation, molecular function: heme binding. Gene Ontology annotation, biological process: lipid metabolic process.
AAAUUUUGCAUAACGUCGAAUAACGUUGAGUUCAUUCAGUAGUCUCCAAAAGUUACAAAUAAUUUUUUUUUCCUAUUAAAAGCGUUGAAAUGAUUGUGCUUUGAACAUGAAUACAAUUCUCUGGCUGAGGAUUUUAAUCUGAAGGUAGAUAAAUUGGGGUAAAGAUUGUUGUUUGAUCGCGGGAAGAUGAAGACACCGAUAAUGAAGAGUUCGAUACCGGGGCUGGCGGAGUUUCCAGCGAGAUUUGAUAGGAUACCUACGGGUGACGGAUGGGUGGAGGGUAGGAGGAGGCUCGACGGGGCGGAGGGGUUGUGGAGGAUCAACGAUCGAUUGUACGAUCUCACGAAUUUUGUGAAGAAACAUCCUGGGGGUUCGGAGUGGCUCACUAUCACUAAGGGAACUGAUAUCACGGAAUUGUUCGAGAGUCAUCACUUGACUGAUAAAGCUGAAAAAUUAUUGCCUAAAUUUUACAUUCGUGAGGCAGCCGAACCAAGAGCAAUUCCCUGGACAUUUGAUAAGAAUGGAUUUUAUAAAAAAUUCAAGGAGCGAGCGAUCGUUGCCCUGAAGAACACUGACUUUCAUCGACCAGCUUUGAAAUCUAAUUUACUGGCUGAUUUCCUGGCUAUCGCAACUCUACUUUUGUGUGUAAUCACGGCAAUAACGCAAUCACGACUUGCACUGAUUAUGGCUGGGCACAUCAUGGCUUUCACAGUAAUAUCCGCACACAAUUACUUCCACAUGCGCGAUAAUUUUCGGAUGUACUACUUCGACAUCUCUCUGAUGUCAUCCCGCGAGUGGCGUAUAACUCACGCCAUGAGUCAUCACAUGUAUCCAAACACAAUUUGGGAUUUUGAGAUAAUAUCUUUUGAGCCGUUGCUUCAGUAUCUGCCAAAAAUUCCAGCACCCAUAUCGCGAAAAAUAUCGUGGCUCUAUUCACCCGUCCUCUACUUCAUCGCCUUUCAUUCGCAGGGGGUGAAAAGAUAUAUAGAAGUGCUUCUGGUGCGACAGAAAAUUGAAUUCCGCGAUGUAGUUCCAUUCAUAAUCCCCGCAUUCAUGUUUUAUGCCACUGAAAAUUUAUCGAUAACUUUUAAAUACUGGAUGCUUAUCAUCGCCGUUGCGAGUUUUGUUUUCCACGCAAUCGGCCUCAACGGGGCGCAUCAUCAUCCAGAAAUCUUCCACGAUGGUGACCACUCGAGGAGUGAUCUCGAUUGGGGAUUACUGGAGAUGGACACCGUGAGAGACCGUGAUGUAAUAGAUAACAACUAUUUCCUAACCUUGACCCAGUACGGCCAUCACAGUCUUCAUCAUCUGAUGCCAACAGUUGAUCACGGCUAUUUACAUCUGUGUUUACCAGCACUUGCGGAGACUUGUCGUGAAUUUGGCGUUAAUAUGGUCAGCUUCUCACCCUUUGAGCUGAUCAAGGGGCAAUUUAAACAAUUACGAAGAGUUGAAUCGAGAAAAAAUCACAGAUAAGAUAAUCUCGUUUUAUAAAAAUGGCGUUAUCUCGAGAUGCAUUCGAGAUAAUUGCGUAAACAUGAUUUCAAUCGAUGGAUCGGAAAAUUUCCGAUUUUUGCUUAAAAAAAUGAACCCAUUUUGCCCCGGUAGAAAUCGAGGAAAUGGAUAAAAAUGAAUGCAGGCUGUGAAGUUGUUUUUUGCGGAUAUCUAUGUUACCCACGGGGCAAAAUGGGUUUAUUUUUUUUCGGAGAGAUCGGAAAUUUAUCGAUCUGUCGAUUGAGUGGUCGCGCGGUCUGAUGCGUCGAACCAUUCCAGAGAUAUUGGGGUUUUUGUGGAAUGAUGUGACAGCUUCAAUUAUACCCUGAUUAAUCUUCAUUUAGAUAUUCAUGUGUUAUUGUAUCUUAUCUAAUGAUAUUUGUUCACAACUGUAGUUACUUAAUAAAACGUAAGUGAAUCAGUA